UCUAAUUCUAACGCAUUGCCAAGAGCAACUUCCAUCGCUGCUUUUCUUCUGCCCUCUCAGCACAUGCAUGUGCAUUUCUCCUCGCUCCCGGUGCUUUCUCUCUGCUCCAUUAUUGCGUGCCCCGCAAGCUACUCAACCUUCCUUCAAUAACUUAUCUUUUCUCGUAAUGGUCUUACUUCAAAACCUUAACAACAGUAGUGAAACUGAAACAGCAACUCACCUCUCUUCUUCUCAUUACGAUGACGACCCCACCGACACCACCGAAACGCCGCGUUUCAGUGAGGACUUUGAUUCCAGCUGCUCCACUCCCUAUGUUAGUGCACCUUCAAGCCCCGGCCGUGGCCCCACCUCGGGGUACUUCUUUAGCGCGCCGGCAAGUCCCAUGCAUUUCGUGCCAUCUUCUGCUCCCUUCGUCACGUGUCAUCUUUCGUCCGAGUCCUCGUUAAUGUCGGCACAAUCUGAUGCGUCGUCUUUCGAAUUCGAUUUCGCGUCUCGCUUCUCUAGCAGUGGUUCUGUUGUCGUUGGAUCCAUGAGUUGGGCUGAUGAGUUGUUCUUGAACGGCCAGAUCAGGCCAAUGAAGCUCUCCUCUCACCUGCAAAAACCUCAGAUCCUAGCUCCUUUAUUAGAUCUAGACGUCGAAGACGACGACGUGGAGUUGAAAAACGACGACGGUUUAAACAUCCGGGAAUCUUCACGAGGAAGAGACCUGAAACUCCGAAGCAGAUCUCUUCACAGAAAGGUGAGAUCAUUAUCACCGCUUCGAAACGCAGAGUUUCAAUGGGAAGAAAAAGAGUGUAGCAAAGAACAAAGAGAAGAUAGCCAACGCAUUUUGGAAGGUUUGAAAGAAACUGUCACUUCAAAUGAAACAACGACGUCGUGUUCUGCCUCUUCAUCAAGAUCCUCAUCUUCCGGCGGAAACUCCAAAAAAUGGAUAUUCUUAAAAGAUCUUUUGUAUCGAAGUAAAAGUGAAGGGAGAGGAAAUGGGAAGGAAAGGUUUUGGACUUGCAUUUCUUUCUCUCCAUUAAAAGAAAAGAAGAUCCAAACUCACGAGGAAAAGGGACCUCCUUCGAAGCCGAAACAAAAGGAAAACAAACAAGGAGUACUGGGUAAGAAAGUGAGUUCACCGAAGCCAGCAAAUGGGGUAGCAAAACGACGGGUGCCUCCGUCGCCGCACGAGUUGCUCUACACGACAAACAGAGCUCAUGCUAAGGUAAUGAGGAAGAGGACUUAUUUGCCUUACAGACUAGGAUUAUUUGGGUGCUUACGCUUCAGUUCAAAAGGCUACGGAGCGCUUAGCGGACUCGCCAGGAGUUUGAAUCCAGUCUCGUCCAGGUAGGU
Messenger RNA from Durio zibethinus, 1338 nucleotides. RefSeq lists its product as uncharacterized. The record is from RefSeq and is a predicted model, not a curated record. NCBI's taxonomy places the organism in Eukaryota, Viridiplantae, Streptophyta, Magnoliopsida, Malvales, Malvaceae.